CGCUUCUUGCUUCAUUGCGCCGGAUCGGUCCGUCAUCCAGGCAUCUGAGCGUAAAGCUUGCAUCAUAGACAACGACAAAGGCGAGCAAUCUCUUGCGAGACAUUCUUGGGCAGGCCCAGCGAUCGCACAGGCGCCUUGAGUAGCAUCCAGCAUCCAGCCUUUGAUCCAGCGCAUCAUGGUUCACGACACUGCACAGGGGCUCAAUGCUCAUCGACGCAUGGAACGUCAUCGUUCUCGAUCCCUUGCACCUCAUGAUUUGCCAUUGGAGACUCGGGACUUCAUCAAAGAUGUUCGAGCAGCACACGCGAACGACCAGCUCAUCCACAGUGAGGCAUACGACAUCUUCUACGGAGCCCUUGCCGACAUUGACCACUCCUACGCCAUCCACCGCGACAGCCGUGGCUUACGUCACGUCCUCGUUGAACACCGUCACGCCAACCGCGACUCCCGAACCUCAAAGUGACGGUCCCGGUGCCGGUCCCAUCAUCGGUAUUGUCGCUGGUGCCCUCGCAGGAGUAGCUCUACUUGCUGCCAUCAUUGGCUUCGUCGUCAAGAAGGUGAGGAGCAAGGAGGAUCCAUACGAGUCCAACCCCUUCGACCGUGACGAUUUCCGCCGUCAGAGCGCUAUGUUGCCGGAGAACUUUGACGAUGAAGAUGGCGCCCCUAGCAUGUCCGAGCAUCAGCAUAACAACCUUGCUGCUGCUGGCUAUGGCGCUGCUGCUGCUGCUGGCGGCAUGGCUUACGCUGGUGCCUCGCAGUCUUCUCACAACGCCUCUGGCGGUCCUCGUCCCCCCACCAUGUUUGAACGGCACAUGGCAGGCCCUGGCGCUCAGUAUGCCUUCGAUGAUGCCACCGCGCCUCCCGUCCCUCAGGUCGGUGCCGUAUUUAAUCAAGGCCCAGCACCCUCCCUUCCACCCAUGGCGUUCGGAGGCAGCGAUCCUUACACGCUUGCUGGAGUUGGAAACCGUGACCACGAGAACUUCAACAACUCUGUCAACCCUUACGCCCACUUGGAUCGCAACCGCUCAUUGGGCUCUGACCGUGGCUAUCAGCCCAACUUCCAGCCUGGUCAGCUCGCCUUUGGAGCACAGGGCUCGCAGAGAGAGACGGACUUGGACCGCGCCGGUUCCAACGGUAGCGACUUUAGCCAAGGACAGGCCCUCGACGCUGCUACUCAGAAUGGCCGCGAUCUGAUCUCGCCCUUCACGAAUCCCCACGAAACUUUUGCACACCAUGGUGUGGGCCAGCAGUUUGAGGAUGACCACGCAUACGACACCGCUGGUCGACCUGGCACUGCUGAAGGACGCAGCGGCACCCCUGACUUGGACAACCCUCAGAAUCACUACGCUCCGACGGACACUAUCAAUGGCGACCAACGUCACUACCAGACCAGUCCUGAGCCUUCUGCUAGAGCCGCGUCUCCCUUCAACGCCCUCGACAGCCCGCCUCAGCAGCCAUUGCAAGUGAGAAACCUCUUGCCAGGCCACCCUCAGCAACAACAGCGACCCAUCAGCACCGCCACUGAAGACCCAAGCGAUGCUUAUGGCGGCUGCUACUAAGCUGGAGCGCGAGCUCUAGAGCGGCAGUGAUCAGCAUGGACGCUGUUGGUCCAACCCGCAUCGUCCCGCUUUCGCCUCUUAUUCUGAACGGUUU
Ceraceosorus guamensis is the source of this 1653-nucleotide messenger RNA. RefSeq lists its product as hypothetical. The transcript has 3 exons. NCBI's taxonomy places the organism in Eukaryota, Fungi, Basidiomycota, Exobasidiomycetes, Ceraceosorales, Ceraceosoraceae. The record is from RefSeq and is a predicted model, not a curated record. The coding region runs from base 204 to 1559 and encodes 451 amino acids.